UUUGUUUAAUUUAAUUGACAUUUUGCAUUCAUUUAAAAUAUGAUUAAAAUUUUUUAAGUUUCUUGAUUGAGUAUUUACAAACUGUUCAAUAAAUAAUAACUAAUAAUAUGGCUCAUGAUAAUAAUAAUGAUAAUAAUAAUAUUAAUGAUAAUAGCGCACAAAAAUUAGCGCAAUUAGAAAAAAAAAUAAAUAAUAAAAAACAAGACAAGCCUCUAAAAAUUAUUAAAUCUGCGACGAAAAAUAAUCCCUCGAAAAAUCGCGUGAGUAAGCCAAAGAGUAAAUACACGCUGAGAGUUAACGCGCAAAAAAAAGUUGAAAAAGUAACAACAAGAAAAAAAAUAAAUCAUGAGUUACAACUUUACAUCCCACGAAAAAUAUUUCGUAUAAUUUCGUUGUUACGUAAUGAAAAAUUUUAUAAACUGGUUGCGAAAUUUUUCAAACCCAAUGCAGAGAUUCCUGCCUGGAAAUUUAAUAAACAGUCAAGUAAAAAAAGUUUAACUUGAUUUGAAUCCUCAUUAAAAAAAUUGUUAUGUCAUCAUAAAAAUUUAAAAAUAAAAUUCAUUGUUAU
This is a messenger RNA of Microplitis mediator, 568 nucleotides long. RefSeq lists its product as uncharacterized. Bases 108 to 503 code for a protein of 131 amino acids. Lineage: Eukaryota; Metazoa; Arthropoda; Insecta; Hymenoptera; Braconidae. The transcript has 2 exons. The record is from RefSeq and is a predicted model, not a curated record.